Coregonus clupeaformis (lake whitefish) is the source of this 3567-nucleotide messenger RNA. It is a transcript of the gene flt3, whose product is annotated as fms related receptor tyrosine kinase 3. Lineage: Eukaryota; Metazoa; Chordata; Actinopteri; Salmoniformes; Salmonidae. Gene Ontology annotation, molecular function: ATP binding; transmembrane receptor protein tyrosine kinase activity. Gene Ontology annotation, biological process: cytokine-mediated signaling pathway; cell surface receptor protein tyrosine kinase signaling pathway; protein phosphorylation. The coding region runs from base 25 to 3081 and encodes 1018 amino acids. Gene Ontology annotation, cellular component: signaling receptor complex. The transcript has 24 exons. The record is from RefSeq and is a predicted model, not a curated record.
CAAAGAGACACAGCUUGAACACCAAUGCCAGUGAAGGGAAAGAGCAGAGUUCUCAUCGCUGCGCUCCUGUUGCUGUGCGCCGGUUGUGAUGGAGACGAGUCGCAGCCCCAGGGAGAUUCACCUCCAGCGCACUGUACCACGAGCCUGGAGGGAGUGUUGUGUACUCUGUCUGAAGCCCAUCUGAAUGGUUCUGGUCCUACCAGACUAGAGGUCUCUGCUGGACAGAGGCUCCUGAUCAUCAUGCAGAGCCUCCCAGGAGACCCUGUCUGCAGCUGGAGCCGUGGAGCUGACCCAAAAAGAUGGGGCUAUUCCAUGGCCAUACCACAGACACCUGUGAGUGAUUCUGGAGAGUACACAUUCAGCUGUGAGAGAGGCGGGAUCAACUCCUCUCUGACCCUCUCUCUACUGGUUAGACCUCUGAGACUCCCCACAAAACCACAGUUGAAAUAUAUCCCUGGGAAAAAAGGCUUCUUACCAGACUUUCAGUGUUCUUCAGAGGGAAACCCCAAGCCAAAGAUCAAAUGGUUCAAUAACCUUGACAAGACUGGAAAAGGAAGUGAUGGGACAGACAUUCCAUCUACGAACAAAGAGAGGGCUAACAACACAGAGAAAAGUACAAAUUACUACAGGACAACAGUUAUGUGCUGUGCUAGCAAUUCUGAAGGAGAGGCGUGUUCUCAACUAUAUGAUUACGAUCUGGACCGUGUCAGUGGUAAGGAUGAUGAGGCUCCAGAGAUCACUGUGAGUCUUGGGCAGCCCCUGCUGCUCAGCUGUCGGCAGAAAAAGGACAGCGCCACACAGUGGCUGACUGACAACCAGGAACCAAUCCCCAAAUAUCGAUUCACAUAUAAAGAAAUAUAUGUGACCUACCUGUUCAUUGAGUCAGUGAGAGUGAACCACAGUGGAAUCUAUACGUGCUGGAGCAACAAGAACAAGAUGAAAUCCACCCACGUCCAGGUCCUAGAGAAGGGCUUCAUUUCCAUCGACCAGCUCAAUGAGAGCAGUACCAUCUCAGCCCAGGAGAAGCCAGGGUUCUGUCUGCGGGCCCUGGUCUCCUCACACCCUCUCCUACGCUGCCAUUGGCUGGGCCCGGACAGCAGACAGACCCAGUGCCCUGAGCCCACACGGCUCUGGAAGAACAGGACUCUGGAGUUGUGUAACACUGAGCCAGGAGAGUACCAGUUACACCUGGAGGCUGGGGAGCUGAACCUCACAAAGAGCCUCUCUCUGUGUGUGGCAGGUACGUCCACCCUCAGUAUUUUACAGAAUGGAGACAUCAUCACCUGUGAGACCAACACCCCCCUCCCCUUUAACCUCACCUGGCGCUCCUGCUCUCUGACCAAUGACAGCUGUCAGUCAGAGUCUUCAGCCUGGAAGGAGAUCCCUGCCCCUCCCCCGGAGCUCUCUGACUCAGACCAGUUCUGCCAUAAGAGGGUCCUCAGCUCCCUGGACAGUACCGGGGUGGGGGACUUUGUCAAGUGCUGCAUCACAAACUCUGUCCACUUACAGUCACACUGCAGUGAGACACUGUUCAACAUACAACCCUCCUCUCAACUCCUGAAAGUGUCCAGUCUGGUCCUGUUGCUGGCUUUGAUGCUGGUCAGCGUGGCACUACUCUACUUCAUCAGGAAGAAGAAACCCCAGUAUCAGAGUCAGGUGCAGAUGAUCCAGAUGGUAGGGCCUAAUGACAACGACUACAUCUACAUCAACUUCAAAGACUUCCAGUACGACCAGAAAUGGGAGUUCCCCAGAGAGAACCUGGAGCUGGGGAAGGAGCUGGGCUCUGGGGCCUUUGGCAUGGUGGUUCAGGCUACAGCCUACGGCAUCAGCAAGCCUGGGGUCUCCCUGCAGGUGGCUGUCAAGAUGUUGAAAGAGAAGCAUGAGGCAGUGGAGAAGGAGGCUCUGAUGUCAGAGCUGAAGAUGCUGACUCACAUCGGACAGCAUGCCAACAUUGUCAACCUGCUGGGGGCGUGCACUGGCUCAGGGCCCACGUACCUGAUCUUUCAGUACUGCUGUAACGGGGACUUGCUGAACUACCUGAAGAACAACAGAGAGCUCUACCACAAGUCUCUGACCGACGCCUUCACCAGGGACCGCUUCAGCAGACUUUACCACAACCUGCCCAAGAGGAGCUCCAGGUUGGGGGGAGGGAUGGGUGAGUUCCAGAGGCCAGUGGACAGCAUGUACGUCCCCAUGUCCCCCACCACCACUAGAGGGCAAGAGAGCAUCGCCCUGAUCAGCCUCAACUCUUCUCCAAUGAGCACCUCUGAUGGUCCAGGGAUCUAUGAGGAGUUAGAGAAGCUGCAGGAGGAGGAGGAGGAGGAAGAGGAGGCGUUGACCUACAACGACCUGCUCAGCUUCUCCUAUCAGGUGGCCAAGGGCAUGGACUUCCUGUCCUCCAAGCACUGUAUCCAUCGGGACCUUGCGGCCAGGAACGUGUUGGUGACUCAGGGUGGACUAGUAAAGAUCGGAGACUUUGGACUGGCCCGGGACAUCGACAACGACUCCAACUACGUAGUGAGAGGAAAUGUGCGUCUGCCAGUGAAAUGGAUGGCUCCAGAGAGUAUCUUCCAGGGGAUGUACACCAUGCAGAGCGAUGUCUGGGCCUAUGGUAUCCUGCUGUGGGAGGUCUUCUCUCUGGGUGUGACCCCCUACCCGGGGAUAAAGGUGGACAACAACUUCUAUGUGAUGAUAGAGAGAGGUUUUAAGAUGGAGCAGCCAUACUACGCCAGUGAAUCUGUGUAUAUGACCAUGUGUAAGUGCUGGGCCUUGGAGCCUCAGGACCGCCCUCACUUCUCCAAGCUAGUGGCCUUCAUGGACGACCAACUGGCCGACAUGGAGGAGAAGCUCUACCAUAACAUAUUGGACAAGAGCUGCAAUCAUGCGUUAUACCAGAAUGCACUAGUGAAAUAUGAUCUCUCAGCCUUGGCCAAAGAAAAUAGUCUUCAGACACAGUCACAGAACCAAUACUGCAAGACCCACUCCACUGGAGAGGCCCCAACAACAACAACAACAACACUGUCUGACAUGGAUGCCAUGGAGACUGAUGAUGAUGACAAACCUCUGAAACCACGUCAGUGAGUGCAGUGGCCUUCUAUCUAUCUUUCUAAUUUGUCUAUUCCAUACAGAUCUCACGUAUUAUAUCCUGGUAGUGUAUGUUUGUAUAUUGCUUUGGAUUUCAAAUGCACUUAUGACUUGCUUUAUCCAAAUAUGUUUAACAAUGAAUACGUCAAUUAAAACUAUGUUUUUGUAUCAAAGGCUCGCUCCAUCACUGUAGGAAUUGCUAAAGUCAUAUUUAACAUUGUAACAUAGUAAUGAAUGUAGCAUUUAAUACAACCUGUUUUUGUGAGCAUAUUAUACACUGUGUGCAACUAAUGCAAUAUUAAUCGUGUUAUUGCUUUUGGAGAAGAGAUAUUUCAAUACUUUUGACAGCUGGAUUAUUCUUUUUUUUUUUCUUAGUGUGAAGUUGCUUUAUUUUUAACAAUCUAAUGAUUUAGUUUUUCUGUAUGUUUGUCCAUCUGAGUUCUGGAAAUUAUUCAUAUAUUUGAAAUAAAGUACUUGAAAUUA